CAAACGCCAGCCCAUGAGAAUAUACGGGAACAAAAUUAUGCUUUACCUCGUAUAUAGUGGCAUCAGUCUAUUCCAAAUUUGAGAGUUUUUUUCUUUUAAUAUUGUAUGUAUCUAGACAUACUUUAGUGUGUUCAUUCAUUUUAUUACGUAUCUAGUCAACAUCGAAAUAUAUAAAGCAUUUUGUAAUUUGGAAGGUUUUUUUUUACUGGCGCAUACAUAAUGCAGUACCUAUCUAAAACCUGUACAUAAUCUUCGGAGUAGGCAUACACAGGCUCAAGCAAAGGAAGCCACGAAGGAUUAGAAGAUGGAUCAUCGGCGGCGACGCCCGGAGAAACGCCGCAGGAUAAUAACGCCUCCUCCGGCUGCCGGCAUCGCCCUCCCCGACGACCUGCUUUUCAUGGAAGUCUUGGUGCGCCUCCCUGCAAAAUGCCUCCUGCGCUUCAAAUCUGUCUGCCGCUCCUGGUGCGUCGGCAUGGCGGACGCCGGCUUCGUCCGCCGCCACCGUGAUUUCUCCCGCGCGAGUCAGCCGUCAAUGCUCCUCAUCGGGCGCAAGAGUGCCACCGAAGACGAAGAAGAACCCUCCGGGGACAUCACCUUCUACCGCCUGCGGCUGGGACAGACACCGGGCAAGUCCAAGGUCAAAGCGGAGUUGCUGCUCGAGAAGGCGUGCCCACUGGAAGCGGCGGUAUCACCGACGCAUUGCGAUGGCCUGGUCGCCAUCGUAACCGCCACGGAUCAGGUGUUUGUGUGCAAUCCGGCCACAAAUGAGCUCGUCGCGCUGCCGCUCGGCAGCCCGAACGUGGAAAACACAAAGUUUCCAUCGGGGGCGAUCGGCUUCGACCGGUGGCGCAACCAGUACGUCGUCGCCAGGUACUUCUACCGGCGCCGGUGCUACGACGACGAGUCCGGCGGCAAGCUUGAUUACGACAUCGGGCACGAGAUCUUCACGCUCGGGGGCAAGUCCUGGGAGCUCACCGCGGACCCGCCCCACGCUAUCAGCGGCACUCGGCCGGCCUACACGGGAGACGCCUUCUACUGGGCGUGCGAUGAAGACGAACACCCCCGUCCGAGCUCGCUGCUACGGUUUAGCCUGCGACACAGGACGUUCGACCUGGUGCCAUGCCCUCCUAACUUCGGCUACCACACUGCCCUCGACCAUCUGGCGGAGCUAGACGGCAAGCUGUGCUAUGUCAACAAUGGGGCCUCGUUGACGACCUUCGACGUGUGGCAGCUGGCGGAUGACGGCGGGACAGGACCAGCCCAGUGGUAUCUGCGCUGCCGGAUCGAUCCGGGAGACGACGACGAGUGCUUCGGGAGCUACGGCUUCCUGCCGCUUUGGGCCACCGGCGGCAGGAUGCUGGUGAUGGUGUCUGACGAGACGCUGUACUGGUGCGACGAGAAGAGCCGAGGUGUGGAGGAAGUGGUGGACCUGGAAGAGGCUCUGGACUUGGAGGAGGGCAAUUAUGUUCGCCACGUCGUCCCAUACAGGGAGAGUCUCGUCUCCAUCAGAAACUUCACUGUCGAAGGACAUCUCGCAAUCUCGUAACUAAGUUCAGUCUGCAAGAAAGGUUUGAGUUUUGCACUGAUAAUCAUGAGUAGUCCAAAAACCCUUAACAAGUUCAGUGUGAAUAUCACCCCUCAAAAAAAGUUCAGUGGGAACAAUUAAUUAGUCUGGAAAUCUUAGCGUCAGGUGUAAACGAGGCAUGCAUGUACACCAACUCUAUGUACAUAUAUGUAUAUAUAGUUGUCUUGUCUUGGCAAUAACAUUUUCCGUUUAGAGCUUCCACAACAAUGCCAGACACUUACCUAGGUGCUUAAGUAGCCAACAAAAUUUCUUGUCCC
Lolium perenne is the source of this 1842-nucleotide messenger RNA. Its product is annotated as putative F-box protein At5g15660. The record is from RefSeq and is a predicted model, not a curated record. Lineage: Eukaryota; Viridiplantae; Streptophyta; Magnoliopsida; Poales; Poaceae. Gene Ontology annotation, molecular function: protein binding.